Messenger RNA from Struthio camelus australis, 513 nucleotides. The record is from RefSeq and is a predicted model, not a curated record. Lineage: Eukaryota; Metazoa; Chordata; Aves; Struthioniformes; Struthionidae.
CUUUGAGUGUGUGCUAUAACAAAAUACAGACCAGGACAAAGAUUUGAAGAUGUCUGGACGUGGAAAGAAAAAUGCGGUGGCUGGCAGACCUGGAGCUGCACCGAAGAAAACCAAAUCGGCCAAGGCUGGUCUGCAGUUCCCUGUGGGUCGUGUCUACAGGCUCCUGAAGAGAGGGAACUAUGCUGAGAGAAUAGGUCCUGGUGCUGCCAUCUACCUGGCUGCAGUGCUGGAGUACCUGAGCGCUGAGAUCCUGGAGCUGGCAGGAAAUGCUGCACGGGAGAACAAGAAAGCCAGGAUCCUGCCACGGCACAUCCAGCUGGCUGUGCGAAACGAUGAGGAGCUGAACAAGCUGUUUUCUUGUGUGACCAUUGCCCAAGGAGGGGUUAUGCCAAAUAUCCUUUCCCAGCUCCUUCCCAAAAAAACUCUCAAAGAAACUGCUCCUUCCCAGGAGCAACUUGGUAGCCACUGAAACUUGCUUUUCCUGGUCUGAUUUGUGCACUUAAGGAUGAUGGG